Molecule: messenger RNA, 934 nt
Organism: Haliotis rubra (blacklip abalone)
Lineage: Eukaryota; Metazoa; Mollusca; Gastropoda; Lepetellida; Haliotidae
Exons: 3
Coding region: 53-550 (165 amino acids)
Source: RefSeq, a predicted model, not a curated record
CCCGACGCUCAGACCACAGUGACCCUAGAGUCCUACUGCAGGAGAAACAACCAUGGCUGACCUGUCGAGCACAUCUAUUUGGGUUAAAGUGUGUCUAAUCCUCAUUCCUUUGGGCGGAUUGCUCCAUUUAAUAGGUUACGCAUCACCAUAUUGGGUCAAAGUAGGAAUAGACCACAGUGGACUCUGGCGAACUUGUACUACAAUCUGCGUUGAUUAUCUAGACUAUCAAGAAUCGCUGGCGGGCUGGUUACGCGCGACCCAGUUCUUUGAGACAGUCGGGUUGAUCGCCAUUGCCGCAGCAGCUGUCCUUCUGUUCCUGUCAAUCUUCGUGCAGGCGUUCAAGGACAAGAAGAUCAUCACAAUCAUCAACGCCUUAGCCUGCUUCGGUGCAUGUGGAACAAUCAUCAUCGGUGCGAUCAUCUACGGCAGUCGGUAUCUCGUGGUAGACUACCUUAGCUGGGCUUUCGCGCUGUGCAUUGUGGGGGCAAUAAUGGAGGGCGUGGCAGGCGCGUUAAUCAUAGUGGGAACGUUCGCUGCCAGAAGAACAUAAGCGAUAAGACCAGCCGGAGAAGUCUAAAAGUUAUAUGUCAAAAUGAUAGAGAGGAACAUUUCAUGCCUUUGUGUUAAAGGAUAUGUGGAUAAAACAACGUGUGACUGGGAAUACGUUUAACUCUAAUAUCAAGUGUUCUGUAAAAUGUACAGUUGACUAGGAGUUACGGCAGUUUUAUGGCAUGUUUCUUGUAGACAUUUACCGGCCGAGAGCCUGCCCCGAACACAACAUUGUAUCUGUAUUUGUAUUUGUAUUUGAAGUAGUAGUAGUCGUAGUAGUGGUAGUGUUUGAAUCUUGUCAAUCACGGAAAAAGAAGAUCUCUAAUAUACUUUGCAAGUUAGCAAUUAGUUUAUGCAAGUAAAGGAAGUUGUUCUGGAAAAAUAA